Molecule: messenger RNA, 4527 nt
Organism: Electrophorus electricus (electric eel)
Lineage: Eukaryota; Metazoa; Chordata; Actinopteri; Gymnotiformes; Gymnotidae
Gene: znf384a
Product: zinc finger protein 384 a
Biological process (GO): regulation of transcription by RNA polymerase II
Cellular component (GO): PcG protein complex; transcription regulator complex; chromatin
Molecular function (GO): RNA polymerase II cis-regulatory region sequence-specific DNA binding; DNA-binding transcription factor activity, RNA polymerase II-specific
Source: RefSeq, a predicted model, not a curated record
UUAUUAGCAUGGCAAUUGUCACAUUUCAUUCAUUUAUUUUCUGAAUAACACGUCGCAAUUGGAAAACGACCUUACAUGGCGGAAGUUGUUUUUUUUUAUAACGCGAUACCCAUUUUUUUGUUUGACCUCAUUCGCCGGAAGUGUAGCGGAGAAUAGUCGGACAGCCCCACAAGAAGGAAAAAAAUUGAAAAAAAAACAGGGAAAAAAAUAGGUGAAUCCGAGGUUUCGGGCGGAUUUGGACGAAGUUUCCGAACUGUCCCGGCCCGAAGGAGUCCCGGGGUUGAGAGGAAAUCGCCAGCACCGAAAUAAUGGAAGAUUCCCAUUUCAACUCAUCAUACUUUUGGUCUCCUGUUCCAACAGUGCAAGGACAGAUUGAGAACGCCAUGUUUCUGAACAAAAUGAAAGAACAGCUGGGACCAGAGAAGAGUGUCUCCUUUCCUCACUCUUCUUCUGCACAUUACUCCACUGCUGUGCUUACGGUUCCCGGCCCUGCCUCCAUGGAUCCCGCAGCAGCUGCCAGGGUGCCCAAGCAGGAAGGAGGAGGAGGAGGAGGUGGUGGUGGUGGUGGUGGUGGUGCAGCAACAACAGGAGGACCACAAAUGGCUACUGUAGGAGCACACCUCCAUCCUCCCCAUUCCUCACAGAACAUCACGGUUGUGCCAGUUCCCUCUACUGGCAUAAUGACAGCAGCGGGGUUAGUAAUCACCACUCCCCAAGGCACCUUGGUCACUCCUCCUGCCUCCUCUCAGUCUUUUGUCACUGGACCACCUGCCACAACCAUGAUAGUGUCCACCCUGCACCCUUCAAACACAGAGGCCAGGCGACCCCCCUCCCUCUACCUCCAAAGUCACAAUAAGAAGGAGGAUAGCAGUGUUCCUCCAGCUGUUGUCAUGCCAGCACCCUCAAAGCGGGGCAGAAAGAAGAAAUCCAUGAUGCCCCGAGCGGGUCCUGUGACAUCACAUACCCUUCCCACAGGAAGUGAUGCAUUGAUUCUUGCUCAUCUAGCUGCUGGAGGGCAGCAUCAUGCUGCUGAUCCCUAUGACAUGUCUAAUGAAGAUGAGGAUGAUCACACAGGCAAGGAUGGGAACAAGUCAUAUAGAUGCCGGAUGUGCGCUGUGACUUUCUUCAGCAAGUCGGACAUGCAGAUCCAUGCCAAGUCGCACACAGAGGCCAAGCCCCACAAAUGUCCCCACUGCUCCAAAUCAUUUGCCAACUCCAGCUACCUGGCCCAGCACAUACGCAUCCACAGCGGGGCCAAGCCCUACACCUGCUCUUACUGCCAGAAAUCCUUCAGACAACUCAGUCACUUGCAGCAGCACACACGAAACCAUACAGAGAGCAAACCGCACAAGUGCCCCCACUGCUCCAAAUCGUUUGCCAACUCCAGCUACCUGGCCCAGCACAUCCGCAUCCACAGCGGGGCCAAGCCCUACACCUGCUCCUACUGCCAGAAAACCUUCAGACAGCUCAGUCACUUACAGCAGCACCACAGGAUUCACACUGGUGAUCGCCCAUACAAGUGUUCCCAUCCUGGCUGUGAGAAGGCUUUCACCCAGCUCUCAAACCUCCAGUCUCACCGCAGACAGCACAAUAAAGACAAGCCGUACAAGUGCCACAACUGCAACCGAGGUUACACAGAUGCAGCUAGCCUGGAGGUCCAUCUGUCUACACACACAGUCAAACAUGCCAAACUCUACUCAUGUGGUCUCUGCAACCGAGCAUAUACCUCUGAGACAUAUCUAAUGAAACACAUGCGAAAACACAACCCAGAUCCCCUGACUGUAGCAGCUGCUGUAGCCGCCCAGCAGGCACAGCAGGGCCAGAAUCCAGCUCAGACCCCAGGAAGCGGAGGCGGUCGGGGCCGUGGCCGAGGCAGGGGUGCCGCUGCUGCUGGAGCAGCAGCCCAGGCACAGAACCAAGCCAACCCCAACCCACCGACCAGCUACCCUGUUACAGAGGGAGUCCCCUGCCCCUUUGACCUGCACCAGUACAAGACAGUAUCAGCUGGAGAGAUCCAGUACAAACCCGUCAGCGUAGCCGACCUGUCUGCACACAAGGACCUCUGCCUAACUGUCUCCACCUCUGCCAUUCAGGUGGAGCACAUGAACUCGUAGGACAGGAAUGGAAGGAGGGAGUUGGAGAAGUUGGACUAUGUAAAACAAAAAAAGAAAUGAGAGAGAAGCUACACUGCCUUGGAUGAGAUAUGUACACAUGGGGUAUACACUAUGGGGUCUAGAGGCAAAAAACGAGAUGAAUGGCUGUACAACAUGAUGGCCAUUCUAUGUGAAAAAAUCUGAAGAGGUUUUGCCUAGAUUUGCAGCCACAGCAUAAGAAGAUAGAAAGUGUUCAAAGGGAUUACUGGAGGAUUUGUUUGUGAAAAUGUACACUGGAUGCAAAGAAAAAUAUAGAUGCAUAACUGCCAAAACUGGCAUUGCUGUGCUCAGAGGUGUCGCGACUCUUGCUGAGCUGCUGUAGCUUGGUUCUAAAAAUAUUUAAUGUCAGUAGAACUUCCACCAACAAUAAGGGGUGUCCAGUCUUAUCUGCAAAAUGGUGGUUUGGCUGAAAUUAUUUUAACCAACAGGAGUAUAUCUGAUUUUCCUUUGUUUAAUUAGCAGAUUCCAGUGUUCAAAAAACCUAUCAUAUGCUCCUGCUUGGUUCAAAUGAAAACCUGAAGUGGCAUUGGCUCUUUCUAGACAUUAUUGAUGUUGAACAGCAAGAUGGUUAUCAGUUCCUGUCAACUUGUGUUUCAACCCUCCUAUCAUUUGUUUUCCAUGAAAUAAAGUUAUGAUGCCAGUUCAGUCCAGACAAUAGCUCUUUCAGGUCUUGUUAACUGGCAAAUCUAACAUAUUUUAAUGUUUUUAAUUCAGCGGAACCCAACUGCCAUCUCUGACUGAAACAAUUAAGUAGUAGGGAAAUAAUUUUUUUGUUUCAAUAAUCAAAUUGUGGAUUUUCAGUACUUUAGUUUCAGGUUUCAGCUGUUGCUCUUGAUUUUUCUUUGUAUCCAAUUGGCAUUUUCUAAAAAUAAGUUAAAAAAAAUGCUCAAACAGUGCCUUUGAUUUUACUUCAUCUUCUGAUGUUUAGGAAAGGUGGUGGCCCAGUGAUUUGACAUGAAAUUAUGUGUGAACUGUCUGUCGUGGUCUGCACAACAGCAUGUCAGCCAAAGUCUCUUGAGAAUGUUGUAACACACUUUGGUCCAUUUUGUUUGGUUUAUGCUGUGCUUUGUCACAAAUUUGGGGGCAAUAAGCAAGCACAAAGUACUGAGCUGUUCAUCAUUAACCUCAUUGCAGGUCAACAGAUCAGACUUGGAGAGUGGAUUUCCCAGUUUUUUAAAUGUUAAAUGUACCAUACUGGUAUAAUAUUGGUAUUGCCUUAAUUAGAAAUGAGGAUUUUCCCACAAACACAAACUUGGACAAGACCUAGUCUUUGUAUUUUAAGAUACUUGUCUUUCUCAAGGUAAAUUGUGUGCAUGGCUAUUUAUCAGAAUGUGGAAGUUUCCAUUUUAUAGUUUAAAAAACACACCUAAUAUCAGUGAUGUUAUGACUGGCUUUUAUAAGUAUGGCUCCAUGAGAUCUGUUAUGAUGAUGAUUUGCUGGGCCAAUGACAGACAGUUCAAGUUAAUGUUAUGUUUGUUACUACUAGUCACAAUAUAAAAGUAAGAGCAUUAUCGACAUCACAGUCUGAAACAGAAGGCGAAAGGUUUUAAGGGAUACAGCACUUAAAAUAAACUUUUUAUCAUCUUUGUUUUUCAUCAUUUACAUUUGUCUUGUAUCAUAUUUAUGUAUUUUUCUAUUGUCUGUGUAUGCAUAUUCAUGUGUAUGUGAGAAUGUGAAGAAAUGGCUGAAAAAGCAUGUCAGUGGGAGGGAGUCAAGAGAGUUAUAUGUGAAAACAUGAUUCAGUGUUUUCUUUUUCUUACAUUGAGUGCAGUCAUUUUAUAUAUUUCCAGCCCUCCCUAAAAAGAGGACUUUAAACCAGAGGGAGGGAGGUGGGAAUUGAAAAGGCAGGAGAUAAUGGUGCAAGCAUCAAUUUGGUUACCAGGUACUAUUUAGUAGUGUGUUUUUUAACCUUUAAUACCAACUAUUAUUGAUUUGUUGGCUUUUGUUAUGCAAUUAUAAUUAUCCUUCAUUAUUGAUUGGAAAUGACUGUAAAUACAUACAGAAGUCUUUUAUUUACAAAAAGGAAGGAUUGUCUCUGAUCCUAUUGAAAUUUAAAUUUAAAAGAAAACAUUAAAAAGUAAUAUUGGAGAACAAAGUACAGAAUGAUGACUUUUUCCAUGCCAACCAAUCACAGGAUUACAUAAAAUGCUUUUGUUGACUGAGCAGACUGUUGAUUGGUUGGUGCCUUCAUGUGUAAUCCUUGUUGUAUCUCAUGUGUCUUUGGAAAUAAUACAGUUCUCAAUAUUAUUGUUAAUGUCUCCUACUAUUCUUGUUACCAACUCUUAAUGCUGGCUUUGCUGUAUAUACCAUGCUCAUUCAUCUAAAUAACUGUUUCUCCUUGUAUGAACAAUAAAAACAAAAAGACAUUGGUCAA